Molecule: messenger RNA, 1477 nt
Organism: Microplitis mediator
Lineage: Eukaryota; Metazoa; Arthropoda; Insecta; Hymenoptera; Braconidae
Product: brain protein I3
Exons: 3
Coding region: 157-501 (114 amino acids)
Source: RefSeq, a predicted model, not a curated record
GCAAGAAAAAAAAAAUAAUUAAAUUUUUCUAGUAAUUAAAUUAGUGGUACUUAUCUCAGCUGAGAUUAAACGUACAGUUAAUUUAACGUAAUAAUAAAAAUAAAAUUUUUCGAGACAAUUGAUAGUUUGACAAUUGAAUUUAAAUAAACAAUAAUAAUGGAAAAUGAACCUUUGUAUUCUAAAGAUGAUAAACCACCACCUUAUUCUGCUGCCACUGCACCAUCAGGUCCUUCUUCGUGGCAACCGCCACCUGGUUAUUAUCCAAGUGAUGGAAUUCCAUAUCAAAAUUCAUCAAUUCCGUCAUAUGGAGCUACAACGACUGUUAUUGUACCAGAAAUAAUUCUUGUUGGAGCUUGUCCAGCUUGCAGAGUUGGAAUCUUGGAAGAUGAUUACACGUGUUUAGGAUUAUUUUGUGCAAUUUUCUUCUUUCCACUUGGGAUUCUAUGCUGCUUGCUGUUAAAAAAUAAAAAGUGCUCUAAUUGUGGAGCUUAUUUUGGUUAAUCAGAAAAAAAUAAUUAUUCCACUGAAUGAAAUUUUUUAAGCUUUACAUUUUGAAUUUAAUACUUAUAAUUUAAAGGUGAUAUUAGUUUAAUAAUUGAUAAUGUUAUUUUAAUUGUUAUCAAUUAUCAUGCAGUCGACUACCCGUAAUAAGCCUGGUCUAGGGGACGUAGGGGAAAUUUUUCUUGAAAUUUCAGUCUUUCCAAACCGUGUGUUUAGUUUUGUUCUCGACGACCCGUUAUAAGCCUGCUUUAUUUUAUAUCAUUUUAAAAGUCAUAUUUACAUUUUGUUACAUACGCGACACUUUUUACACUAAUAAUAAUUAUAAUGCAAAAAAUUAUAAUGAUAACGGUAUUGAUUAUAGUAAUAAUAAAAAUAAUCAUUUUAUUGAUGAACUUAAUGCUUAAUAAAACUUUUCAAUUGUAACAGAAGCUUUGAAUAUAAUUCAUGAUUACAAUUAUGAACAAUAAAUUAUAUUUUACUUAAUAAUGAUUAAAUUAUUCUCCGCGAAACAUAGUCAGUAAAUUUUCAUCAUUAAUUUGUCUAUUUUUCCUAUUCUUAGUUUAUAAUUUUGAUAAUUUUAACGGAGGCUUAUAACGGGCUCUCGGUACAAAACUCCUUAGAGUGAGUCGGGGAAGUUGUUUGGACUCAGUAACUACCGAUUGAGGGGAAGAGGCUUAUGAAGGACAGGCUUAUGACGAGUAGUCGACUGUAAUAUGAUUCAAAUUAAAUAAUUUUUUUUAUAGAUCUAAGAUUGCUUUAAUGUUGUUAUUAUAUUGAGAAAAAUGAUCAAAACUUAAAUUAAUUACUCGAUCAAGUGCUUAUGAAUCAAUUUAAUCGAAACUAUUAUUUGAUAUAAUUUAUUUUUUUCCAUAGAAAGUAUGAAUUUAAAAAUCGCGUAAUAAUUAUUGAAUGUUUAUGAAUGUUAUAAAUGUUUAUGCAUAGUUAAUGGUUAUAAUAAAUGAUAUUUUAUUUUACA